AAGACGGAAGUAGCCAUCUUAAAUAUCCAAUACUGGUUCAUUUUAUUUUGGUAGUUGUAUUGGUUAGAAUGCACGUGUAAUUUUAUAAUCUUUUUAAAAAGAUUUGUUGUGAAGUGAUUUUGUUAUUUAUUUAUUCCACAUAAGUAUCCUUAGCAUCAAUUAGUGUUUAUGUGUUGAAACAAUAGUAAUUACAUUAUAAACAUAAUGGUUAGUUGUGUUGAUUGCAGUUGCUCUAACACUCCUAAAAAUAAAUCUUUAGGAAUUACUUUUCACAGUUUUCCUAAAGAUAGUGAGAAAAAUAAAUUGUGGAAAAAUUUUGUUAACAAACCAAAUUGGACGCCUACAAGAACUAGUGUUUUAUGUUCUCAACAUUUCACCAAUGAAUGCUUCGAUCGAACUUCAAUGCUAAAAGUUAGAUUGCAUCCAAAUGCUCUUCCUACAAUUAAAGUUGACCGUUUGAAAUAUGUAAGGACAUUUAAUCCAGUUCAACUUACAUCUAUUGAGUCAUCUGAAUACCAAGAUGAGCCUCUACCAGGGCCAUCAAUCAAGACAGAACCAGAUCUUGUUAUAAAUCCAUGUACAGAUGAUACUCCACGUCAAAAACAUUUAGAAAGGAAAAUCAUGGAUUUGGUAAAGAGAGAUGCUUUAAGAACCAAACAAAUUCGAAAACUUCAUAAAAUUAUUUGGAGACAGAAGAAAGUAAUAAAUUCCCUUAAGACAAUUGUAUGUUUGCUAAAAAAUAAGAAACUCACUGAUGGCUGAUUAUUUUGACCCAAUAAAGGAAAUUAUUGAUGGAUUUUUCAGAAAAAAAGUCAAACAGAGUAAGUACGAGCAUCAAGUGAGAGCAUUUGCAGUGACUACAUUUUUUUCCAGGCUCAUAAUUAUGCUCGAGAAACAGUUCAAAAUUCUUUACAUCACAGGAAACCAUUAUCAAAAAGGUAUUCUUCUAUAUACCUAGCUGGAAAGUCCUGAAGAUAAUCGAGAGAAAAAUACUGAGAACUAUAUUCGUACCAAAUAUUACAGGAGAUAGAAGAGAGAAUAUUGGAGAAAAAUGAAGAAAUAGAAGAACUCGGAGGAGAAAAUAUAAUAAGGUAUAUAAAAGCAUAGCGACUAAAUUAGGCAUGAGAAGGAAACCUACAAAAAUAGUGUGAGGAUAACACAAUGACCAAGUAAUACCUGGAGAAACCAAAUGGAAGAAUCCUAGACUUGAAAGCAAAAUGCAUUUGGCAGUAUUCAGAAUAUGUAUCAUUAUAGAUAUGUGGAUAAAGGAAAUAAAUUUCAGGGACAGAAACAGACGUAUUGAGCCAUAGAACUUACCAGUUUUUCAUAUUUUCAUUGAAAAGUUCACCAAAGGCAGUUUUAGUUAAACAGGUACUUUUUUUAAAAUUUAAUCUAAUAACAAAUUAAAGUUUUUUGGUAUUGUAAUAACAAACUUUAAAAAUGACUUUUGAUGUAACAGAACCUAAGUUUAGCAUUUAACUCUUAUCUAGGUUGGGAAAUGUGAUCCGACUAUUAUUUCUCAUUAGUUAUCCUAAAAAUAUUGUUCAAUACGAUGAAGGGAAAAUUCUGAGAUAAUUUGAGCUCUUACUAUUAUCAGGUGAUUAUUUGAAAAUUUCUAAUUCUCAUUCAGCAUCCAUUUACAGUGGAAACGAGCGUUUGUGAACUGAUAUUUGAUGAAAGAAACUUAAAAAUGGACAAACAGCAAAUAGCGAAACCUUCCUCUCUAUCAAUAUAUGGCUCACUCACCAAAUUUAGUACCAUGCAACUUCUGCCUCUUUCCAAAAAUAAACAAUGAUCCAAAAAGUUUCAACAUCAAUCCUGAUAUAUAGAUGAAGCCAUGACAAGGAUGAAAUAAGUCUUCCACAAAUGCUGCUGAGAGCAGUAAGUUAGAUUAGUGUGGGCAACCUCUAUCUAGUUGAGUCUUGGUUUCACUCGGAGACUUAAGGCCAAUAUGUUACCCUUUAUUUUCAACGAUUUUGAAACUUAGUUAACUAGCUAACUACCCUCCUAUAAUUUAUCCUUGUAUAGGCAAGAUGUCCUCACAAGUAAAAAUACAUAGUACAUAUACACUUCGAACGUUUCCCAGAACAACUUCUUGAAAAAAUAAUAAUCCUUCGACCUCGGAAAUUCCAAGUUACCUUUCUUUUAAUACCUUCUUAGCCCCUUCAAGCUCCCUAUAUCCCAGAUGACGUGAAAAAUGGCUUUUUUCAAUUUUUUUUUGUAAUCCACUGAUUAUGGUGGCGGUAUAUUAGGAAAGUAUUUCUAGUUAUCUUAAAAGUGAAUUUAGUGAUUUAUCCAGUGGCGUUACUAUGGUGGCCUAAAUUAGUGAAAAAAAAAACAAACUGACUAUGUAAAAUUUUUUAUAUUUUUAUAAAUGAUAUACAAUCAAAAUAACAUAAAAAUAAAUCAUACAAAAUAAGCAGUGGCGUAGAAGGUGAAUAUAAAAUAUGAUAUUACAUUCUUUUGAUCCUAGUUAUAUUCUUCUGAAUGAAAUGAUGUUGAAAUAGAAAAUCCAACAUUUGUUCCUAAUGUACAGAAUAGAGAUUUAUAAAAAACCAGUGGCGCAGCAAAUGGAAUUAAAAUAUGAUUUAUUCUUUUGACAUAUCUUGUGUGUAAAAAAUAAAUGAUAGAUAAAGGGUACCAGCAUAUAAGUAAUUUGAACACUAAAUAGAUUUUUCUGAACACUAUGGAAAAAAUUGCAAACCAAAACACAGUGGCGUGCAAAACAAAAAACGGAGUCUAUCAAACUAUGGUAUUCAUCACAAUGUGCCUCUGAACAUAAAUAAAUUGGUGCGUUAGGGCAAAUACCACACAUAUUAGCUGUGUAAGCUCUUUUCUUCUGUUGUUCUGCUCUGCAGUUAUACGGUUCGAUGUCUUGGUCCACUGCAUCUACCUCUCCCAUAUUGCUAUUAUAGUGUUCAAUGGCAGAUGGUUUUUGAAGUAGUAGAUUAGUAGACACUGAUGCCUGGUAACGAUUUUAUUCAACAAAUCCUGCUGUGAGCUUGGUGGACCACAGGUAAACAUCUCUUUUGUCUCUAUAUCUAAUAAUCAAAACAUCAUUUUUUUCGUACAAAACAAGUUUGGUAUUUGUUGAGACUUAUUUCGGUUUGUUCUUUAGGAACUCCCCGAUUGACCCGUAUGAUCCAAUUACGUAAGUUUUUUUGCAAGCAGAAACUCUGGUAGUCUCAGAGACACGUACUAAAUGUCGAUAAUUAUUUCUCGACCUUGAUCUAACAGUUGCUUGAACAAAUAAACCACGAUUCUUUCAGACAGUGACAGAUGUUCUGAUCCGUGGAUAUCCUCAACAUUAUAUACGUCCUUUCCAAAAUACAUGGCAAAAUGAUAUGUGUAUCCCCACAAAUCAGGAUGGCUAGGACAAAGGCAAAACAUAUUAAUUCCAAAGCGUGCUCGUUUUGAUUUAAGAAAUUGUUUAAAAUGUAGUCGCCCUUUGUAUUAUACCAAACACUCGUCUAUUGCUACAGUUUCCCCAGGAUCAACAAGGUUCAUACAAUUUUCUUUGGCCCAAGCAAAAACAUAACCAAACGGGCAUGGGUUUCCCUGGUGUGAAAGCUUGAGGAUUGCUAAAUCUUAAAAAUUUUAGAAUAGCGAAAAACCUGUUUCUGCUCAUUAUUUGGGCCAGAAAACAAAAAGGUUUUGUUCCAAUAGUCUCGCAUAUUCGGAUAUCGUACUAGACCCAUAUAUAAAUUCACCGAAAGAAAAUUAUACAUCUCCGGAACUGUGACAUCCUUCCAAAUUAUACCGUAGACUUUUUGAUUACCAAUCUCUAUGAGGUACCUUCCUGCACGUUCAUUCGUCCAAUUACAUGUUCUGUAGUUCGAUUGCGAGGUGAAAGUCUUCAUAAUCACCAGAAAAAGACACUGUUGUAGCUCUUUUAUCCUAAAACAAUAUUAGAUAAAAAAUAAAAUUAAAAAAUAUACAUAGAAAAGGUCAACAUAGACUGUCGUCGCUUUCGCUAUCUGUAUCAGGACCACUAGGUAAAUAUUCGGAUCCCGAAUCCUCAAAUGGUUCAUCAUCACUCACGUCGGACAUCGUUACACGUAAAACGCACAAAAAACUAUCUAAUACUGCAGCACUGCACCGUUGCAAAUAACAUUUUACACUGCAACCGCCAAAAAUAUGGAUGCGGACUAUACAUGCGUUUGACCUUGAAUCAGCCAAAUACUUAGGUGGGGGGGGGGAUUAAAUUUAAGUAUCCCAUUCCAGGGUAUACUAUUCAACUAUGAUAUUAUUCCAACGUUUAGUUUAAAUAUAUCAUUUGUUGCCACAAGUUACAAUCUGGGAUAUAGAUCAAUUUGAGCUUGUUGGCACAUGUGGCAACAUGGGCUUGAAGGGGUUAAUAUCCUAAUAGCAUGAAAUUAACUUAAUCCUCUCCGAUAUACAUAGUACACGUUUUAUGAAAAACCAACAUAUUUACAUCCCCCUACCUUUUACAUUGUUUUAUAGUACGUGAAUAUAGGCUAGAUAUAAUAGAUCGUGGAGAAGUUCAUUUUUCUAGGAGAAACGAAGCGUGCAAAUUUCUGAUGCCUAUAUCUCAGUAGAGCUACGCUGCUCUUAGAGAUUCGGCAAGCGGGAGUUCGUUUAGUUUUACGUUUUGUAUAUAUUGUUUUGUUAGUAUAUUUGUAUAAAUAGUGAGAUAAAGUAUUUUUCUUAUUUUCAUUAUUGUGCUACCUCUUUACCAUCCUUGACCCUUAGCCUUGCUCCCAUGACUUAUUUCCAAGCAUUUCUAACCCAGAAUAAAGUUUUUUCACUUUUUUUAAUUCUAAUUCUGCUAUUUUUUUAAGGCACUCUUUUGUGUUGUCCUCCAAUAUUUCACGUCGUUUCUCUCAAGGCAUGGUGUAGACAAAGCAGAAGUUACACUCUUGGUAACAGUUGGCACUCAAAAGCAGUAGAUUGAAAAAGAUUAAUUCAAAUUUUAACUUUGUUCGCAUUGAAAUAAUCCACAGUAUUUUUGAGUAACUUGAAGGUGUAAUUAUUUAUUAAUAAAAAUAUAAAUCAGAACCUCUACUAAAAAUUUUAAA
Diorhabda sublineata is the source of this 5039-nucleotide messenger RNA. RefSeq names its product THAP domain-containing protein 2-like. The coding region runs from base 205 to 762 and encodes 185 amino acids. NCBI's taxonomy places the organism in Eukaryota, Metazoa, Arthropoda, Insecta, Coleoptera, Chrysomelidae. The record is from RefSeq and is a predicted model, not a curated record. The transcript is spliced from 3 exons. Gene Ontology annotation, molecular function: sequence-specific DNA binding.